AUGAGACGGCUUCACGAACAUACGGAAAGCUUUAUUCGUCACUCUACGCCUAUAUGGAAUCUGAAUAACCAUCAUCGUUUCCGUCACCAACAACUCAACAACCAACAACUGCAGCAACAAUAUUCAGAAGGAUAUUCAGAAACACCUGAUUCAGUCUCAAUUUCAUUUAUCACCAAUUUUAAUGACACGCCUACAAAAGUGAACAACCCUAUUUCUUUACCUGCAACAACAACAACAACGACACGCAAUGCACCAAAGAGCUUUAGAAUCAUCAAUGAGUCUAUGAUUCCAAGAAGUAUACUGUUUGAAGUUGAUGAAAGAGAAGAUGAGUCACCAAGAAAAGAGCCUCAAAUUGGGAAAGAAAUUUGUAAUGACAUGGAAAUGCCGCUCUAUAGUUUUGCAAGUAGCACACUCGUCAACUGUAACAGGUAUCGUCAGAAUGUAGAGUUAAUCGAAAGCUCGCCUAUUUCAGUUGAGUUUUUGAGAUCCAAAGCUGUAGGUGGUGAGUGGGCAGACUGUCGUGACCAGGAUGAUUUGCUUAGAGCCAAAGAGGUUUUCCGCAACCUCUAUGAGAUGAGCCCUUAUACCACUACUAGUUUUGAACCGAGAUCAGCAAUAAAUACAAAAAGCGUUCGAUCUAAUGCAAGUAUAAUGAACAAAAUGAACAUCAAUGAAAAUGCAAUGAACGGUGUAAAAGACUAUUUGUCCAACCAUACCUUGAAAGAUAUUACAGAUACAAAGCAUUCAACGCCUUCUAUUAUGAAAGUGGAGCUGUUGCUAAAUUAUGAUGACAUAAAUUUGGUUGCAAAUUCAAACAUUGAAGAUGUAGAGGAAAACGGCGAGGAGCAGGACCGAGAAAACAAAUCGCUACCAUUGAAUGCAGAGUUUAAAGGGAUAUGCAGUACUCCUACACCUACCAACAAUAAAAACAACACUAAUAAUAAUAAUACUCCGUGGAUGUUCUCAAAAGUGUUGGAAUUAAAGCAAGAGCCAGUUGAAGUUUCGAAUGCUCUGUUGGUUGAAAUGAAAAAGGAAAUUUUGCUAGAUCAUUCAUUUAAUCAAUCAACUAAUAAUGCAUCGGAUCAUUCGAGGCAUUUUCUCGUGACUUUGAAAUUUUCGCAACAAAACAUUUCAAAGUUGCAAACACUAUUUGUUAAUUCAAGAAAUUCGCCAAAACUACAAUCACAAUCACAAUCACAAAAACAACAAUUUGAUGAAACUAGUAUUUCUUCAGACGAGUCAGGUGAAACCAUACACAGAUUAAAAAAGAGGAAAACAGUUAUAAUAAAGAAAAGAAAAAGUUGUGCAAACAUUCCAAAGCCGAAGCCAAAACCAAAGCCAUCAAACAGCAGAUCCAAAAGCGGUUGCUGGACAUGCAGAAUUCGUCACAAAAGGUGUCCCGAGGAAAAACCUGCUUGUAGCCAAUGUGAAAGACUACAUUUGCAAUGCGAUUAUUCGAAAUCUAGACCAGAUUAUAUGCUCGAUGCUAGUCUACACUCUGCCAAGCUCGAAGAUAUCAAAGAGCAAACCAGUAAAGUCAAGAAGAAGAAUCUACGCGAAUUAUGUAUCAAGCGAAAGCACCAAAGAUCUGCCUCACGCUUUGCACAAACUGACUAA
Molecule: messenger RNA, 1617 nt
Organism: Lodderomyces elongisporus
Lineage: Eukaryota; Fungi; Ascomycota; Pichiomycetes; Serinales; Debaryomycetaceae
Gene: UME7
Product: DNA-binding transcriptional regulator
Exons: 1
Coding region: 1-1617 (538 amino acids)
Biological process (GO): regulation of DNA-templated transcription
Molecular function (GO): DNA-binding transcription factor activity, RNA polymerase II-specific; zinc ion binding
Source: RefSeq, a predicted model, not a curated record